AUGGGCGAGCACGCAAAAGCACUUUUAUCCUUCGAACGUGCACUUGAAAUCUACAAAGUAGCUCUUCCACCGAAUCAUCCUGAAUUGGCUACUGCCUACAACAACAUUGGUGGAGCGUAUAGAAACAUGGGCGAGAUCGCAAAAGCACUUUCAUAUUACGAACAAGCACUUGAAAUCGGCAAAAUAGCUCUCUCUCCGAAUCAUCCUGACAUGGCUACUUCCUACAACAACAUUGCUGCAGUGUAUUAUAACAUGGACGAUUGUUCCAAAGCACUUUCAUCCUACAAACGAGCAGUUGAAAUCUAUAAAGUAGCUCUCCCUCCGAAUCAUCCUGACUUGGCUAGUGCCUACAACAAUAUUGGCUUCGUCUAUUCUAACAUGGGCAAAUACUCGAAAGCACUUCAAUAUUAUGAACGAUCACUUGAAAUUCGGAAAGUAGCUCUCCCCCCGAAUCAUCCUAACAUGGCUACUUCUUACAACAACAUGGCUGCGCUGUAUAAAAAGAUGGGCGAGCACGCAAAAGCACUUUCAUAUUACGAAAAAGCUCGAGAAAUCGAGUAA
Messenger RNA from Adineta steineri, 561 nucleotides. The record is from the annotation of a GenBank genome assembly. NCBI's taxonomy places the organism in Eukaryota, Metazoa, Rotifera, Eurotatoria, Adinetida, Adinetidae.